ACGGAUUUUGUAAGCGUCCUCCCCCUGUCGCUGCUUGCAUGAAUUUGGUUCGUCGACGUCUUCCCUCUCGCACAGUGUGUCUCUGCUCGCUGCGAAUGCGACAAUGCUUCUGUGUCUGCUGACCUAUCGUUGAUGGCAGACCUGUACCACAGGCUACCUUUGCUGCUGCUCGUCGCUCUUCUGCUGCUCAUCGUUGUCGUCUUCCACAUUUGUUUCCUCGGUCGCGUUCCUGGAAGGAAACAGACGCGUCGAACGCCGAAGAAGUCGAGGAAGAUGGAUAAGCUUCAGACGAAGACGACGAUGUCGGUGGAAGGUGGGGGGUCCUCGCAUCAGCGUUGCAACAGUGCGGAAGACGGUAGGCGGCCGUACGACCCGACGUUGUACAGCCACCUGCCGUCCCACGAGAUUCCAUUGCCUCCGAGUGACGACGACGUCGACGAGGGAAGAUCCUCAACGGUUCCUCUGGGCAGAGGUUCGACGCAGGAUUGGAUGGGGAGCCAACUAUACAGACACGCAUCGACGCCGACGUACAGAGAUUUGCUGGAGGGCCGGACCCCCGCUGGUUACGACGCUGGACUCGUCGAUCUGAGCUUCGGUUUGAGGUCUGGGAGUGGCGAGGACCUGACGCACACCAUUGUCGUGAACCCGACUUCUGCCACCAAACACACAUCGCCUUCCGUGAGGGCGGUUGGCCCUACGGAUAGCCGUGGAUUCGUUUCGCCGAGGCAGGUGGCUUUGAGUACAACAAGUGUGGCCGCGUCGAGGACGAAGACAGCUGGAUUGGCAGGGUGCCGAACGACGACGCCAGGCGGUAGAAUAGACGGAGAAGGGGACGACGACGAGCACGCCGCUACAAAGGUCGUCGGUCGUCAAUUUUGGGAUGAUGAACGACGACGAUUGCGUUCCGCGAACACGUCCAUUAUAACGAGAGGGGUGGCGAGAAUCAGUGUGGGGGCCGAAGACGUAUUUGUGGUUUGCGAUGGUGGAGGGGGCGAGGAGAUCACUGCAGACGACGGCGGUGAUGACAACGACGAAGACAACGACGGCGAGAUGGAGAUUCGUCCAGUAGGGAGGAAGCGCGGAGGGUCGAGGGCGACAACCAAGGUUAGAGAAUCGCGCACGGGGCGGAAAGGCAAGAAGUGCGUCGAAGAAUUGUCGGCAGCCUCGGCAAGCGACGGAACAAAAAGCAGGGAUUUUUGGACAGUGGAGCAUAUGAUCGCUCUUAUCAGAGCCAAAAGUGACCAGGAUUUGCAUCUGGCCGGCAUGGGGCACAACUACGGACGGAUGAAGACGAAGACAUGGAAGUGGGACGACGUGGAGAACAGGCUCGUGCAGAUGGGGGUGACGAGUAGGAAGGUCGUCGACUGCGGAAAGAAAUGGGACAACCUGUACCAGCAGUUCAAAUCCGUGCACAAGUUCAUGGGAGAAUCCGGGAAGCCUAACUUCUUCACACUGACGCCGGGGGAGAGGAGGGAGAGGUGGUUCAACUUUAGGAUGGAUGAGCGCGUGUAUUCGGAGAUGAAGGCGAUGUCGAGGAGCGAUCACACUAUACACCCCAUGAAUCUCGGGAACACGGGUGCGCCGGGAGGUGUUCAAAUGCCUGGCCCGCUUGGCGGGGGAAACGAAUCCGGCGGUAGUGACGGAGGGGGGGAUGGUCAGGACGACGAUCACGGAUCGACGAGGGAUUCGUCGUUGUCCGGCGGUGGCGGUGGCGGGGCCAGCAAACGAAAGAAUGUCAGACAUCAGACCUUCGAGGCGAUGGCGGACGUCAUGAAGGAGCACGGGGCGCUGAUGACGACGACGGUGGACACCGCGAGCAAGAGGCAGUGCUUAAUUCUGACGAGGCAAUGCGACAUUCUGGAGAGAGAGAUACAAGUGCAGAAGGAGCACUACGAGAAGGCUGACCAGGCGAACUUCAUGAUGUGCAACGCCCUCAUGGAGAUUGCUGAAGCGAUCCGCGAACGAGCCUGACGUGGGCCGACCAGGCAUGUCGAACGUCCAAAGGCAUGGCCCGUGUGCACUUCCGGCACGUCGCCGUUUCCAUCAUCCUCCGUGCUGCAGUACGUUGAUGUGUAGGUUGUGUACAGUCGGCGAGUCGUCGUUGCUCGCGCAUAGUAUUAAGCGCGCGUUUUAUUAAUGACUGUGAAGAACGUUGUUUGCUUUCAUGCCCCACGGCGCG
Messenger RNA from Chara braunii, 2179 nucleotides. The record is from the annotation of a GenBank genome assembly. Lineage: Eukaryota; Viridiplantae; Streptophyta; Charophyceae; Charales; Characeae.